Molecule: messenger RNA, 997 nt
Organism: Tribolium castaneum (red flour beetle)
Lineage: Eukaryota; Metazoa; Arthropoda; Insecta; Coleoptera; Tenebrionidae
Gene: PCNA
Product: Proliferating cell nuclear antigen
Exons: 2
Coding region: 125-907 (260 amino acids)
Biological process (GO): mismatch repair; translesion synthesis; regulation of DNA replication
Cellular component (GO): PCNA complex
Molecular function (GO): DNA polymerase processivity factor activity; DNA binding
Source: RefSeq, a predicted model, not a curated record
CAAGAAAUUGGCGCGCAUUUACUGCAGUUUCCCUCGCAUUUCCAGGAAGUUGUCGGCUCACUUGGUGCACUGCCCUUUGUGUUAAUUCAGUUCUGUGUCGUUAUUUUCUGUGUUAACCGGCAAAAUGUUCGAAGCACGUUUGACGGCGAGUGCCACCUUCAAGAAAAUCCUGGAUGCCAUCAAGGACCUUCUCAAUGAAGCCUCCUUUGACUGCUCCGAGUCGGGGAUCCAGCUCCAGGCCAUGGACAAUUCCCACGUCUCUCUGGUGUCCCUUAUGUUGCGAUCCGAUGGUUUCGAUAAAUACAGAUGCGACCGCAACUUAACAAUGGGCAUGAAUCUGGCUAAUAUGGCAAAGAUAUUCAAAUGUGCGAACAACGAAGACACGGUCACGAUCAAGGCCCAGGACGAUGCCGACAUAGUCACCUUCAUGUUCGAAGCCAAAAAGCAGGAGAAAAUCUCCGAUUACGAAAUGAAACUCAUGAAUUUGGACCAGGAGCAUCUGGGGAUUCCUGAGACGGAUUUCUCCUGCGUUAUUCGCAUGCCUUCUGGCGAGUUUGCCAGGAUAUGCAAGGAUUUGGCCCAGUUUGGGGAAUCCAUCAUGAUUUCGUGCACGAAAGAAGGAGUUAAAUUCUCCACUGGCGGCGAUAUUGGAACUGCGAACGUGAAAAUCGCUCAAACUAACAACUUUGAGAAGGAAGAGGAGUCGGUAACGAUCGAAAUGCAGGAACCUGUGAGCCUAACUUUCGCCUGCCAGUAUUUGAAUUCCUUCACGAAAGCUACUCCUCUGGCGUCUCAGGUCCAGUUGUCCAUGUCUGACAACGUCCCACUCGUGGUCGAGUACCAGAUCCCCGAUCUUGGACACCUUAGGUUUUACUUAGCUCCCAAAAUUGAAGAGGAUGAAAACUAGACUAUUUAAUUUGAGUCCAAUAUUCACGUUCUUACUCAUUUGUUCACGUUCUGUAUUUUUUAAACUAAAAUAAAGUGCUACUUUUAAUAA